AUGAAGAUUAGGGCAAACAAGAGUUUAGCCAUGAAGAACUGUCACGGCAAAAGGCGGCACCACCGCCGCAACUCCUCUGUCAAAAAGGCAGCCGCCGCCUCCAAGUUCAUGCUUUCCGGCAUUGGCACCGACAAAGGCAGCUUAGAGAUCCUAACCCAAACCCAAGCUCCAGACCAUGCCUGGCCCGAACCCGGACCUCCAACUACAAGCCCCUCACUCCCGCCGUUAACUUCACCGGAGAAGAGUACCGUGUUUCUCGAUCUAGACGAAACACUGGUGCACACUUCGGCCACUUUGCCCAAUCGCUUCGACUUCAUCGUCCGGCCCAUUAUUCGUGGCACCGAGAUGACCUUCUACGUGAUCAAACGUCCCGGAGUUGACCAGUUUCUGCAAAAGCUGGCGGAAAAGUACGAGGUUGUGGCGUUCACGGCGGGGAUGAGAGAGUACGCUUCGCUGGUGCUGGACCGAUUGGACAGCCAGGGCUUCAUAUCCCACCGCCUCUACCGUGACUCAUGCAAAGAGGUGUACGGGAAGUUCGUGAAGGACCUGUCCGGUUUGGGACGUGACUUGCGUCGAGUGGUGAUCGUGGACGAUAACCCUAACUCGUAUUUCCUCCAACCGGAUAAUGGGAUUCCGGUCCGGCCGUUCGUUUAUGACGACAUGGAGGACUGGGAGCUGGGGAGGUUGUUAAAGUUUUUUGAGGGCGAGGGGUCUGAGGACAUUAGGGAUGCUGUGAGAGAGUAUGUUAAUGACGAAGGAUGGAUUACCGUUGAUGAUGACGAUGACGACGAUGACGAUGAUAGCGGUGGUAGUGAUGAUGAUGAUGAGGAGGAGGAAGAGGAGAAGGAGUUGGAGAAGGGGAAUGGAUCCAGAAAGUUUACUAAUGUUCCGGUAUUAACAACGGUUAAUUCAUCAACACCAUGCUGCUUGAUUAGUCUGCAUGAAUAUUAUCCAACGGAAAAACCAGCAGCUAUGGAGUAUUGGAUCAAGAUAGUGAUCUUGAGUAUUGUGAUUUUGAUCAUUAUGAAUGUAAUCUUAUGCUUAGAACUUGCAUUCUGGAAACCAUAG
Molecule: messenger RNA, 1068 nt
Organism: Fragaria vesca subsp. vesca
Lineage: Eukaryota; Viridiplantae; Streptophyta; Magnoliopsida; Rosales; Rosaceae
Product: CTD small phosphatase-like protein-like
Exons: 1
Coding region: 1-1068 (355 amino acids)
Molecular function (GO): phosphoprotein phosphatase activity
Source: RefSeq, a predicted model, not a curated record